This is a messenger RNA of Pogoniulus pusillus (Red-fronted tinkerbird), 2898 nucleotides long. It is a transcript of the gene GIT1, whose product is annotated as GIT ArfGAP 1. The record is from RefSeq and is a predicted model, not a curated record. The coding region runs from base 75 to 2408 and encodes 777 amino acids. Gene Ontology annotation, molecular function: GTPase activator activity; small GTPase binding. Gene Ontology annotation, biological process: regulation of ARF protein signal transduction; synaptic vesicle recycling; regulation of G protein-coupled receptor signaling pathway. NCBI's taxonomy places the organism in Eukaryota, Metazoa, Chordata, Aves, Piciformes, Lybiidae. The transcript has 22 exons. Gene Ontology annotation, cellular component: cytosol; neuron projection; postsynapse.
GGGCCCGGGGGUGCCGCCGCCGCCGCCCCACGCUGGCGCAGAGGCCCGGGCCCGGGCCCGCCUCGCCGCUGAGGAUGUCCCGGAAGGCGCCGCGGGCGGAGGUGUGCGCCGACUGCAGCGCCCCAGAUCCUGGAUGGGCCUCCAUCAACCGUGGGGUGCUCAUCUGUGACGAGUGCUGCAGUGUGCACCGCAGCCUGGGCCGCCACAUCUCCAUCGUCAAGCACCUGCGCCACAGCCCCUGGCCCACCACCCUGCUCCAGAUGGUGCACACCUUGGCAAGCAAUGGGGCCAACUCCAUCUGGGAGCACUCACUGCUGGAUCCAGCCCAGGUGCAGAGCGGGCGCCGAAAGGCAAACCCCCAGGACAAAGUGCACCCCACCAAGUCAGAGUUCAUCCGCGCCAAGUACCAGAUGCUGGCCUUCGUCCACAAGCUGCCCUGCCGGGAUGAUGAUGGUGUCACUGCCAAGGACCUCAGCAAGCAAUUGCACUCGAGUGUGCGGACAGGCAACCUGGAGACCUGCCUGCGCCUGCUCUCACUGGGCGCCCAGGCCAACUUCUUCCACCCGGAGAAGGGCACCACACCGCUGCAUGUGGCUGCCAAGGCUGGGCAGAUCCUACAGGCAGAACUGCUUGUGGUUUAUGGUGCUGAUCCCGGAGCACCCGAUGUGAACGGCCGGACCCCCAUCGACUAUGCCAGGCAGGCAGCCCAGCAUGAGCUGGCAGAGCGGCUGGUGGAGUGCCAGUAUGAGCUGACAGACCGGCUGGCCUUUUACCUCUGUGGCAGGAAGCCAGAUCACAAGAAUGGACACUAUAUCAUUCCACAGAUGGCUGACAGGGUGCGCCCAAAGUGCAUGGCACAGAGCCUGGACCUCUCUGAGCUGGCCAAGGCAGCCAAGAAGAAGCUGCAGGCACUCAGCAACCGCCUCUUCGAGGAGCUGGCCAUGGAUGUCUACGACGAGGUGGACCGCCGGGAGAACGACGCGGUCUGGCUGACGACACAGAACCACAGCACGCUGGUGACAGAGCGCAGCGCUGUCCCUUUCCUCCCCGUCAACCCCGAGUACUCGGCCACACGCAAUCAGGGUCGGCAGAAGUUGGCCAGGUUCAAUGCCAGGGAAUUUGCCACUUUGCUCAUCGACAUCCUCGGGGAAGCCAAGCGCCGACAGCAAGGGAAAAGUCUGCUGAGCCCCACAGACGCCCUGGACUACUCACUGCGGAGUCAGAGUGAUCUGGACGACCAGCACGACUACGACAGCGUCGCCUCUGACGAGGACACGGACCAGGAGCUGCUGCGCAACGCCUCUCGCAACAACCGUGCCAGGAGCAUGGACUCCUCUGACCUCUCGGAUGGCCCCAUCACGCUGCAGGAGUACCUUGAGGUGAAGAAGGCUCUGGCUGCCUCCGAGGCCAAGGUGCAGCAGCUGAUGAAGGUGAACAACAGCCUGAGUGAUGAGCUGCGCCGGCUGCAGCGCGAGAUUCACAAGCUGCAGGCAGAGAACAUGCAGAUCCGGCAGCAGACGGGUCCUGCACACCCAGCCCCAGCCCCCACCGAGCGUCCGGAGCAUGGUCACCCCCCAGGCACAACUCCCCAGCACCGCCGGGACCGUCAGGCCUUCUCCAUGUACGAGCCAGGCUCAGCACUGAAGCCCUUCGGGCAGCCAGUAGAGGAGCUGGUGACACGGCUGCAGCCCUUCAGUGCCAGCGAGAUGGAGGACGAGGCUCUGUACCCCAUGCACAUCCCAGCCAGCGUGUACCGGAUCCGGAAAGGUCCAUCUGCCUCCUCUGUGCCCUUUCCCCCAUCCUCCCCACUGCUCUCCUGCCCACCUGACAGUGCCCGACAUAUGAGCAAGCUGGACCGGCAUGGCAGUGGCACCGACAGUGACUAUGAUAACACACAGGGUGGUGAGGUCCUGAUCAGUGACCUCAGGAUGUUGGCUGGUUCCUGCAGCAUGGAGGGGAAGCGCUUUGUGGAGCUGAGCAAGGAUGAGGACUUCCCACAUGAACUGGACCCGCUGGACGGGGAGUUGGACCCUGGGCUGCCCAGCACCGAAGACGUCAUCCUCAAAACUGAGCAGGUCACCAAGAACAUCCAGGAGCUCCUGCGGGCAGCACAGGAGUCCAAGCAUGACAGCUUUGUGCCCUGCUCGGAGAAGAUUCACUCAGCUGUGACAGAGAUGGCAUCGCUCUUCCCUAAGAAACCAGCGCUGGAAACGGUGCGGAGCUCUCUGCGGCUGCUCAACGCCAGCGCCUACCGGCUGCAGAGCGAGUGCCGCAAGACUGUGCCGCCUGAGCCGGGCGCUGCCGUGGACUACCAGCUCCUGACCCAGCAGGUCAUCCAGUGUGCCUAUGACAUUGCCAAGGCCGCCAAGCAGCUGGUCACCAUCACCACCCGUGAGAAGAAGCCGUGAGGGCCAGCCUGCGUCCCCCUUUAUCCCCUCCUCCCACCCUGUGCUCUCCGUCUCUCCCUCCCCUCACACCUGGGGUGAGCAUAGCUGCAAGUGGCCUUUAGCCCAUGGGGAGCCAGGGUGUGUGGUGGAGCCCCUCUGAGCCCCUCACGCUGCUGAGAACCUGGUGCUUAGCCUGUGGGGCAGGUGCCCGCGUCCCCCUGUACAGACCCCUGCCCACCCCUCAGCACGCGCCUAACUUAUCCUGUACAUAGCCUGUGUAGCUGUCCGUGGCGGCGGUGGCAAUGUACCCCCCACCUCCCCACAAAGCCCCUUGCCGGGCGGCCGGUACCCCUGGGGCCACCCACAGCAUUACACUGGACUGGGGCACCCACGAGUCCCCCCUCCCUGGGCGUCCUGACCCCCCUGCCCCCUCCACUCCAGGGCCGUGCUCCCUACUGUAAGAUGUGUCCUUGUACAUUUGUAUCAAUAAAGGUGUGAGCAUUGCACGGGC